Bursaphelenchus xylophilus (pine wood nematode) is the source of this 631-nucleotide messenger RNA. Lineage: Eukaryota; Metazoa; Nematoda; Chromadorea; Rhabditida; Aphelenchoididae. The record is from the annotation of a GenBank genome assembly.
AUGGGCCGGAAAAAGAUUGACAUCGAAGAGAAUAAACGCCAGCAACAGCAAAGGAAUGAUCAAUUGAAGUUGCUUGAUCAAGAGUACUCAUUUAGAUACCUUUGUAAUGCCCAUACUCAUGUAAGGUGACUUUUUAAACUAUAUUGGCUUUUAGAAAUUGGUAUACCUUCUGGCUGUAGUCUGCAUUAUAUUUGACGUAAUGGAUGCCGCCAACCUCGUCUAUCACAAGAAAUAUGUAACCUUAUCGACUGUGGGAAUUAGGACCUUGUUUGAUAUCUUUCUACUGGUCGGCAACAGGACGUACCGAGAAUGGAUGUACAUUUUCUUCUUGUUCUCAAAGGUACGGUAUUUCUUUACAAAAAAACUUGUUCUUCAGGUAGUCCAAACGGCUAUGAUAGUUUUCUACAUGUUCUAUUUGGCUCUCACCUUAACUGAUGUCAUCAAACAUUCCGAACGUUUUGACAAAUACCUAGCUCAGGUUGAGAGGACCCCCGAUGCAGUUUCUGGUGCUUACAUAGCAUUAACAUUGCUUUUGACAUUACUGGCAGUUGUAAUUUAUUUGGUAGUACGAGAUUACUAUUAUGUGAAGAAAAAGAAGGAAAUCGUUGGCGAAUUCGAGGAAGAAUUGUGA